This is a messenger RNA of Callorhinus ursinus (northern fur seal), 1900 nucleotides long. It is a transcript of the gene PDE7B, whose product is annotated as phosphodiesterase 7B. Lineage: Eukaryota; Metazoa; Chordata; Mammalia; Carnivora; Otariidae. Gene Ontology annotation, biological process: signal transduction. The record is from RefSeq and is a predicted model, not a curated record. Gene Ontology annotation, molecular function: 3',5'-cyclic-nucleotide phosphodiesterase activity.
GAAGCCGAUUGGUCUCUGCUUUUCCUUGCCUGUGGCAACUGACAGCACCUCCCAGCCUAGCAGGCCGGCGGCCUGCGUGCUCCCCCAGCCAGUCGGGGGGUCUGGGCACUGCAGCAGGCUCGGCUCUGUCCCAGCGCUUGCCUGGGAGAAAAGUCGUGUACUCACCCAGAGAGAAUCUCUCUUUCUACCUUCUUUCUCUCUUGAUUUCUCUGUGUGCUUUUGUGAUUCUUUUUCUUUUCUUUUUUUUUUUUCUUGUUUUUACUUAAUUAUAUUCCUAAUCCUGGAUGAAGUUGCUGGAUUCUGCAGCACAAGUCUUCAUGAACAAGCAGCACCGCUCAGAGAUUUCACGGCAUUCAAAGGUCACAGAACUGCCACUAUGGUUAAAUGUCUUGUUUAAUGGUUGAGGUCUAUCCUGAGUGCUACCAUGGUGUUCAGAAGAGGUGCUCGGCAGAACAUUAGAGAUUGAAGAAGACCUCCAGGAGGAGCAGGUGGUGUCAAAGCUAGGUGUGGCGAAAUCUUGUUUGAAAACCCUGAUCAGAAUGUCAAAUGUGUUUGCAUGCUAGGAGAUGUACGACUAAGGGGUCAGACGGGGGUUCCUGCUGAACGCCGUGGCUCCUACCCAUUCAUUGACUUCCGCCUACUUAACAAUACAACACACUCAGGGGAAAUUGGCACUAAGAAAAAGGUGAAAAGACUGUUAAGCUUUCAAAGAUACUUCCAUGCAUCGAGGCUGCUUCGUGGAAUUAUACCACAAGCCCCUCUCCACCUGCUGGAUGAAGACUACCUUGGACAAGCAAGGCAUAUGCUUUCCAAAGUGGGAAUGUGGGAUUUUGACAUUUUCUUAUUUGAUCGCUUGACAAAUGGAAACAGCUUGGUAACACUGCUGUGCCACCUCUUCAACACCCAUGGACUCAUUCACCAUUUCAAGUUAGACAUGGUGACCUUGCACAGGUUUUUAGUCAUGGUUCAAGAAGAUUACCACAGCCAAAACCCAUAUCACAAUGCUGUUCAUGCAGCCGAUGUCACCCAGGCCAUGCACUGCUACCUGAAGGAGCCAAAGCUUGCCAGCUUCCUCACGCCUCUGGACAUCAUGCUUGGCCUGCUGGCUGCAGCAGCACACGAUGUUGACCAUCCAGGAGUGAACCAGCCAUUUUUGAUCAAAACUAACCACCAUCUCGCCAACCUAUACCAGAAUAUGUCUGUGCUGGAGAAUCACCACUGGCGAUCUACAAUCGGCAUGCUUCGAGAAUCAAGGCUUCUUGCUCACUUGCCAGAGGAAAUGACACAGGAUAUUGAACAGCAGCUGGGCUCCUUGAUCUUGGCAACAGACAUCAACAGGCAGAAUGAAUUUCUGACCAGAUUGAAAACGCACCUCCACAAUAAAGAUUUAAGACUGGAGGAGGUACACGACAGGCAUUUUAUGCUUCAGAUUGCCUUGAAGUGUGCCGACAUUUGCAAUCCUUGCAGAAUCUGGGAGAUGAGCAAGCAAUGGAGUGAGAGAGUCUGUGAAGAAUUCUACAGGCAAGGUGACCUUGAACAGAAAUUUGAACUGGAAAUCAGUCCGCUUUGUAAUCAACAGAAAGAUUCGAUCCCUAGCAUACAAAUUGGUUUCAUGACCUACAUCGUGGAGCCACUUUUCCGGGAGUGGGCCCGUUUCACAGGCCACAGCGCCCUAUCUGAGAGCAUGCUACGCCAUCUCUCCCACAACAAAGCCCAGUGGAAGAGCCUGUUGCCCAAGCAGCACCGAAGCAGCAGCGCGGAGCACACAGGCCCAGGGACUGAGAACCAGGAGCAGACUGGGACCGAAGGCGACGCCCCGUAGUCCCAGCCCCACUGCCCCUGCUCCACACAGACCGAAGGAGAACCUCCUCAAGCAGAGGCCUCCUGAGAGGGUGGCAGC